GUCACCGCCUUCCCAACAGCUGACAGUCCAAAAAGAAAUAAAUUUUGAUCACACUUUGUUGAUUAACUUCUUCGAGGUUCAAACUGUGCAAUGAUCGAACUGGGUGUCGAGGAGGAGAGGACAAAGCUGAAGCGGGAGAUCGCUGAACUGCGGGCGGCGCUCUACAGCAAGGAGCAGAGUCUGCUUUACCUGGAUGAGAUAGUGUCCGCUGCAGCUGCCCGAGGCGUAGAUGAGGACGCUCCAGAGUCGCCAACCAGGACCCUGCACACCAAGUUGACCAACGAUGACAUUGCCCGAUACAGCCGGCAGCUGAUCCUGCCCGAUUUCGGGGUCCAGGGACAAUUGAAGCUGAAGAACAGCUCCGUGCUAAUUGUGGGCAUGGGCGGAUUGGGCUGUCCGGCAGCCCAAUAUUUGGCGGCGGCAGGAUGCGGCCACUUGGGGCUCGUGGACUACGACCAUGUGGAACGGAGCAACUUCCACCGGCAGAUCUUGCACUCGGAGACGCGGGUCGGCUGGACCAAGCCCGAUUCGGCAAGGUUCGCUCUGCUAGAGCUGAAUCCGCACUGUGAGAUCCGCAGUCAUGUCAGGCUACUGAACAGAUUCAAUGCCCUCAACAUCAUCCGCUCCUACGACGUGGUCCUGGACUGCAGUGACAAUGUGGCCACUCGUUAUCUGCUUAGCGACGCCUGCGUAAUGCUACAGAAGCCCCUCGUCUCCGGCAGUGCCCUCAAGAUGGACGGACAACUGACCGUCUACAACUAUGCGAAUGGUCCCUGCUACCGGUGUCUUUAUCCAGUGCCGCCGCCCAAGGAAUCGGUCACCAAUUGUGGCGACGGCGGAGUCUUGGGCGCUGUAACUGGAACCAUAGGAGCCAUGCAGGCACUGGAGGCUAUCAAGGUGAUUGUGGGCCUGGGCGAUGUCCUUGCCGGUCGACUGCUGAUCUUCGAUGGCAGCACAAGCCUGUUCCGCAACAUUCGCAUCCGCAACAAGCGGCCCAACUGUCACGUCUGCUCCGCACAACCACUAAUCACGCAGCUGAUCGACUACGAAAUGUUCUGCGGAAUGCGAGCGAACGACAAGGACGCUGAGCAAAAUUUGCUCUCCGUAGGGGACCGCUUGAAAGUCAAGGAGUACCAGGAGCAACUGCAGACACAGCAACAUCUGUUGAUCGAUGUUCGACCGCCGGCUGAAUUCGAGAUCUGUCAGCUGCCCGGAGCUGUAAACGUGCCUCUGGCCGAAAUCCUUGACGAUAGCUACAUAAAGCGCUUUGGCAGCCAGCUAGAGGACAAGGAUCUGCCCAUUAUCUUGCUGUGCAGGCGGGGCAACGACUCUCAGAUUGCUGUUCAGCAUGUGCGCAGUCGAUUCCCCAAGCAUUCCAUACGGGACUUGAUUGGUGGACUGCAUGCCUGGACGAACACAGUGGACCCUAGUUUUCCCAUAUAUUAAACCAAUAAAAAAAAGUUGAAAGUA
Molecule: messenger RNA, 1470 nt
Organism: Drosophila kikkawai
Lineage: Eukaryota; Metazoa; Arthropoda; Insecta; Diptera; Drosophilidae
Gene: Uba4
Product: Ubiquitin-like activating enzyme 4
Biological process (GO): protein urmylation; tRNA wobble position uridine thiolation
Cellular component (GO): cytoplasm; cytosol
Molecular function (GO): thiosulfate-cyanide sulfurtransferase activity; URM1 activating enzyme activity; adenylyltransferase activity
Source: RefSeq, a predicted model, not a curated record